ACUCAAACCGCUAACCAGACCCACCUUACCAAACUAUAAUAAAAACUAAAAUAAAUCCCCAUUUACAUAAAAUAAAAAAGAAAGACAACAAUUGAAAGAUUCUUCUACUUUAAAUUUGAUCCAACCAAAUACAAAUUGCUUCAUUAAUCAUUAUUUCUUCGUUCAUCUUUUUGCUCAUAAUCUAUCGUAAUUGUUGAUUAAAUCAAUUUUGGGGGGUUUUUCCCCUUUUCCCAAUUUGCUUGGGAAAAUUUUGUAAAAAAUUGAUUGUGGGGUUUUAAGGAUUUAAUAUUUGGAGAAAAUGGGUUCGUAUUUUGAUAGAUGGGAAAAAGAUCCAUUCUUCUCUGCCGCAGAAGAAGUUCAAGAAUCUGUCGACAGGAUGGAAUCAACUUAUAGAACAUGGAUUCAUGCGUUGAAGGAUACUUCUGGUCGCUGGAAUUCUGAUGAGAUAUGUAGAGACCUAAGGACUACCCUUGGCACUGCUAAGUGGCAGUUGGAGGAAUUUGAUCGGGCAGUUAGUUCGAGCUACAAUAAUACAUCAACUGAUGAUGCUAAAGAAAGGCAUGGUGAAUUUGUUAUUGCCAUAGACAAUCAGAUUAAGAAAGUAGAGAAGAGUCUAAAUGAAUCAUCUUUUUCACAAGGCAAUCAAUGGGUGCGCUUGGACGAGAGGGAACUUGAUGAACUAGCUGUGUUUCUCUCAGGACCGUCGGCCUCUUCUUCAUUUUCGGACAAAUCCUCUGUAAAAGUUGACGAAAUAGAGCAGCAAGCAGCACUGUGGGAAGAGGAUUGUAAGCAACAAAUGCCGGAGUAUUCAAAGAGUUCGUCUAACUUAGUGGAUGGGAGUCAAGUUGAGACCAAGGAUGAAAAGUAUCCAGGGCACCGGAAGACAGCAAGUGCUUGUGGUGAUAUUGGUGCUUGGAAGAUCACAGUUGCUGAUGACAUUUACGGCAAACAGCCUGCACCAUCCCCUCGCAAGAUACCCAGUAUUCAAGGACUGUUGAAUUUCAUGGAAUCUUCUAUGAAGUUGAAGUUGUCAAAGAAUGGAUACAGGAAGCUGAGGUUCAACCCUGAUGAUCAUCAAGAAGCUAAUUGUACAUUGCCGCAGUCUCAGCCAUUGACUAAGGGAAUUAACACAUGUUGUGAGAGGAGUAAAAAUUGCCUUGAUUGUUGUGAUGAAAGUUAUCAGAAGCAACUCAAUGGUUGGUAUGGAGCAGUACAACGACAGCUGCAAAGGUCUCAGAAUUAUAUGAAAUAUAACCGACCCGUUCGAAUGGGUUCUUCUGUGGCUCUUCUACUUUUCUUGAUUGUUUUAUUGGCGUUCCAUAUUUGAGCGACGAGCCUUUGUUCCUGCAAACGAAGAAAGCUUGCAGGGUUUCAAAGAUCAACGAACAACUGCCUAUCAACUGUGCCUUAUACAGGCAGGUGAUUUCAUUGGAGUCAUAUGAAGCUGGAACUGAUUGCACUAGAAUUGUUGCAGUAAUACCUUAACAUAUCUAUCCUACCAAUUUAAAUGCCACUAGUGGUGGCUAAAUACUGUUGUACUAUAAGAUGAAUCUUAUGGAUUGCAGGUAAUGUUGUUCGAAACCUGCAUCCACAGAAAUGAACCAUUUCAGGUCUAUUUGACCUGCUAAAUCUUGUAUAGUGUGCUAUUGUUCAUUAUUUGGAUGUUAGACUAA
Molecule: messenger RNA, 1673 nt
Organism: Capsicum annuum
Lineage: Eukaryota; Viridiplantae; Streptophyta; Magnoliopsida; Solanales; Solanaceae
Exons: 5
Coding region: 299-1327 (342 amino acids)
Biological process (GO): Golgi vesicle transport
Cellular component (GO): membrane
Source: RefSeq, a predicted model, not a curated record